AUGAACCACGUUCAAGCCAACGCUCGCACUCCUACCGGGCGGGAUGAUGAUGCAAGCCCAGGGGCAAAUGGGCAGCAAGAGUCUUCUUCAUCGGACCAGCCUCCGGGUCGCACCUCUCCGCCACUUCAGCCAAUACGAGAACAUAUUUUAUCAUCUCUCCAGACAUUUGAAACAGCUCUCAACCAGUAUGAAGUCCAGCUCACAAAUUUCCAUGGGCAAUCCACCUGGGGCUUAAUCUUUCUUCUCCAACGGCUAUCCAAAUUGCAGCUUGAUAUCAACCAGAACUCUUGUCAUAUCAGAGGCUGCCAUUAUUGCGGAGCUCCUAUGCGCCACCGGGCAACCAGACAUAACGGCAUAGGCUCUGAUGUGGUUCAUACUGCCAGUGGUGCCAACAGUCCAGUUACUUUAUCAUCGUCGGAUGGCUCAGCGUUAGAUUAG
Venustampulla echinocandica is the source of this 438-nucleotide messenger RNA. RefSeq lists its product as uncharacterized. The record is from RefSeq and is a predicted model, not a curated record. Bases 1 to 438 code for a protein of 145 amino acids. Lineage: Eukaryota; Fungi; Ascomycota; Leotiomycetes; Helotiales; Pleuroascaceae. The transcript has a single exon.